Parnassius mnemosyne (clouded apollo) is the source of this 1500-nucleotide messenger RNA. Lineage: Eukaryota; Metazoa; Arthropoda; Insecta; Lepidoptera; Papilionidae. The record is from the annotation of a GenBank genome assembly.
AUGUGGUUAACGGUACUUGUAGCAGUAUGCGUUAUUUUCCUACUGCUUGGCAUGAGCUCUUUCAAACCGCGAAAUUUUCCUCCUGGUCCAAAAUGGCUUCCUAUCAUUGGUAGUGCCAGCGAAGUCUACAAGUUACGAGAAAAAACUGGAUAUCUUUAUAAAGCGGUUAAAGAAUUAUCCAGCAUGUAUUGCGAUGGUGGGCCUGUAAUUGGUCUUAAAAUUGGUAAAGACAAAAUUGUUAUGGUUAACUCCCUUGAAGCAAAUAAGGAGAUGUUGCAUAAUGAGGAUAUCGAUGGUAGGCCGAAAGGUAUAUUUUAUCAAACCCGGACAUGGGGCGAAAGGCGAGGGGUCCUAUUAACUGACGGAGAGCUAUGGAAAGAACAGAGAAGAUUUCUAAUAAAACAUCUGAAAGAAUUCGGAUUUGGAAGAAAAGGUAUGGGAGAAAUAGCUCACAAUGAAGCUUGCUACAUGAUAAACGACGUCAAAGAGAUAUUAAAUAGUGGCGACAACAAAAAUUGUAUAUACAUGCAUAAUUUUUUUAAUACCUAUAUUUUGAACACUCUGUGGACAAUGAUGGCAGGAAUAAGAUAUCAAGCAAGUGACCCGCAAUUGAAACUACUUCAAGAUCUUAUGUUCGAUUUGUUUCGGGCUGUUGAUAUGGUAGGUGCUGUUUUCAGUCAUUUCCCUAUUCUAUCCAUAAUUGCACCAACUUUAUCUGGUUACAAAGAAUUUAUUCGAAUCCAUAAAAGAUUAUGGAAGUUCUUGAGAGACGAAAUUGCCAAACAUAAAGAAAAUUUAGACGCUGGUACAGAGAUCACAGAUUUUAUGGGUGUAUACUUACGAGUGCUUAGAGAAAAUGGUGAAAAGGAUACCUAUUCAGAAGGUCAGCUAGUGGCAAUGUGUAUGGACAUGUUUAUGGCUGGCACAGAAACUACAAGUAAGAGCAUGAGUUUUGCAUUCAGUUAUUUGGUUCGUAACCAAGAAGUGCAAAGAAAAGCUCAAGAAGAAAUCGAUAGAGUUGUAGGAAAAAAUCGGAUGCCGACUUUAGAGGAUCGAUCCAACAUGCCGUAUAAUGAAGCAGUGGUACAUGAAUCAGUUCGUCACUUUAUGGGAAGAACUUUCGGGGUUCCACAUCGUGCUCUUCGAAAUACAACGCUAGCAGGAUAUAAUAUACCAGAGGACACAAUGGUGGUGAGCAAUUACACCAAUAUUUUGAUGGAUGAGUCAUUAUACCCUGAACCGUACUCAUUCCGGCCCGAAAGAUUUCUGGUAGACGGCAAAGUUUUCCUCCCAGAGUACUAUUUCCCAUUUGGCCUUUCCAAGCACAGGUGUAUGGGAGACGUGCUCGCUAAAUGUAACAUGUUCGUGUUCACAACCAGUAUGCUGCAGAAAUUUUCUUUCUUGCCCGUCCCGGGGGAGCCUCUGCCCUCCUUGGAGCACGUUGAUGGUGCUACUCCAUCUGCUGCACCUUUUAAAGCGUUAGUGGUGCCUAGAAUGUGA